Molecule: messenger RNA, 3139 nt
Organism: Carassius carassius (crucian carp)
Lineage: Eukaryota; Metazoa; Chordata; Actinopteri; Cypriniformes; Cyprinidae
Product: cryptochrome-2-like
Exons: 11
Coding region: 230-2035 (601 amino acids)
Biological process (GO): negative regulation of DNA-templated transcription; entrainment of circadian clock by photoperiod; circadian regulation of gene expression
Cellular component (GO): cytoplasm; nucleus
Molecular function (GO): FAD binding; DNA binding
Source: RefSeq, a predicted model, not a curated record
GGGGCUGGACCAAUAGCGGUUUGUAAACCCAAGUCACUCUUUCUGGUAAACCGUACACGUGUCGUUGUGCUGCCCAAUGGAAGAGACGAGAGCGUCUACGGCGGCUGCUCCUCAUCUCAAACUUCACAGAGGCGUAAUGUGGCUCCUGAACGGCUGAAACCGGGGAUUGUUUACGCGUUUGGACCACCAUCGACUUCACUCAACCUUUAGGAUGGAAUAAAGUGCAACUAUGGUGGUGAAUUCCGUACAUUGGUUUCGCAAAGGGCUGCGACUUCAUGAUAAUCCUGCUUUGCAGGAAGCCCUCAAUGGCGCGGAUACUGUACGGUGUGUUUAUAUUUUGGACCCGUGGUUUGCAGGCUCGGCCAACGUGGGAGUUAACAGAUGGAGAUUUUUACUGGAAUCGUUAGAAGAUUUGGACACAAGUUUGAGGAAACUGAAUUCAAGGCUUUUUGUGGUGCGAGGACAGCCAACGGAUGUCUUCCCGAGACUCUUCAAGGAGUGGAAUGUCACACGUCUCACAUUUGAAUAUGACUCUGAGCCUUAUGGCAAAGAAAGAGAUGCAGCCAUCAUUAAAAUGGCGCAGGAAUACGGUGUGGAAACCGCGGUACGAAACACUCACACACUCUACAGUCCAGACAGGAUCAUAGAAAUGAACAACCACAGCCCCCCUCUCACUUUCAAGAGAUUUCAAGCCAUUGUGAACAGACUCGAACUUCCUAGGAAACCAUUGCCAACUAUCAGUCAAGAACAGAUGGCCAGGUGUCAGACAAAGAUCUCGGAAAAUCAUGAUGAACGUUAUGGCGUACCCUCUCUCGAGGAGCUGGGUUUUAAGACACAUGGUGACAGCUCACAUGUAUGGAAGGGUGGUGAGACAGAAGCCCUGGAAAGAUUAAAUAAACACUUAGACAGAAAGGCCUUGGUAGCAAAUUUCGAGAGGCCUAGAAUAACCGCUCAAUCACUGUUCGCAAGCCCAACUGGACUUAGUCCAUACCUACGAUUCGGCUGUCUUUCAUGUCGCGUGUUUUACUACAAUCUGUGGGAACUUUAUAUGAAGCUGCGAAGAAGCUCCAGUCCACCCCUCUCGCUCUUCGGCCAGCUGCUGUGGCGAGAAUUUUUCUACACGGCAGGCACCAACAACCCCAACUUUGACCAUAUGGAGGGAAACCCCAUCUGCGUGCAGAUCCCCUGGGAUCACAAUCCUGAGGCCCUGGCUAAAUGGGCAGAAGGUCGGACAGGGUUCCCUUGGAUUGAUGCCAUCAUGACCCAGCUAAGACAGGAAGGCUGGAUCCACCACCUGGCCAGACAUGCCGUAGCCUGUUUCCUCACUCGUGGAGACCUGUGGAUCAGCUGGGAAAGCGGAAUGAAAGUGUUUGAAGAGUUGUUGUUGGAUGCAGACUGGAGCGUGAAUGCGGGCAGCUGGAUGUGGCUAUCUUGCAGUGCAUUUUUCCAACAGUUUUUCCACUGUUACUGUCCUGUGGGCUUCGGCCGCAGGACUGAUCCCAGUGGAGACUACAUAAGGAGGUACAUCCCGAAGUUAAAAGACUAUCCUAACCGCUACAUCUACGAACCAUGGAACGCUCCAGAAUCAGUGCAGAAAGCGGCCAACUGCAUUGUGGGUGUGGACUAUCCUAAACCUAUGAUCAACCAUGCCGAGAGCAGCCGGCUCAACAUCGAACGGAUGAAGCAAGUUUACCAGCAGCUGUCACACUACAGAGGCCUUAGUUUGCUCGCCUCAGUCCCUACAAUCCAGGAAGAGGCGGAGCCUCCCAUGUCGGAUGACUCUCAGGCUAGCAGCAGCACUGCCAGUCAAGCGUCCACUCCCACCUCAUCACCACACCAGCCCACCCCUGCACCAUCAACCCCACCCAACUCGGAGCCCUUCACCCCCAACUCAAGCCCGACAGCAGCUUUCCCCGGGGCCCACACCCAGAGGAAAAGGGGCCGACCCUCUGGGCUCCCAAGCCAACAGAAUUCAAAAGUCAAGCACACCAACCAAGCCAAAGGAGUCGAGCAGACGACUGAUGACAAGCAGUGACCACAGGUACCAGACAGAGUUAAGACUGUUUGCGGUCCCAUAUCCAAAGAAGUCUGCAGAGUCCACCUCGCUGAACCAUCCGAUAGACAGAAACAACAGAAGAAAAGUGUGCAAAUGGCGCCACCUUUUGCAGAAGAACAGAAACAGCAUUAAUAAAAAAUAACAAAAGAUUUAACGCUGCAAUUCCGUCAAUGCGUGUGACAAAUCCAGGCAUGGUUUGUCAAACAUCAAUAAUAAAAAAGCUGCUUUUGUUCCAGUUUUGACCUGCUAAACUAAACAUGACUGUAUGAAAAUACAGAUCUGUUUCAAAUGUGUAGCUCUCCUGACAUUGCGAUCUGACAGAGAUCUAAGGGAUAUUGCUGCCGCCAGUGAAGUUUUAGGAUAACAAGUGUUGCUGAUAGAAGUAUUCUUGGCCAAAUCACAUGCAACUCUGGUUUAUGGAUUGAUAAUGGAAAUGAUGAGGGAACAUUUGAAGAUAUGGCCUACAGUGUUCUGACCACAUGAAUUUGAAAUUAUGAAGUCUGAUGUAGUUGAACUCUACAAUUACAAUUGCUAGCAAGCUACAAGCAACUAGUUCACACAAGCAAUGAAGAAUUUUACUUCUUCGGUUUAUGGUUUAGUAAUUUAUCCCCAUAAAUAUACACUUUGUGUAAGUAACUCUUACACAAGUGCAAACAUUUCAUUGCCACUGGCUGCACUAAAGUUUUCAGAAUUUAACAGUAUCCAAUCCUCAGUUUAUAAUUCAAUAAGCUUGAUUAAUUUACCGAGUGAUUCAUUUUAACAUUUUCUAACAGACGACAAGGAUUGAUUAUACAUUCCACUAAUGUGUGCAUUUGUGAUAAUUUAACAGUUUAAGACGUUCUAUCUAUCAUGUAGAACCGCUUUAUUUAUUUUUUUGUCCCUUUUCUUUCUUUUUUGUAUUGUAUAAAAGAGUUUAUUUUCAUUAAAAGGCUGCGGGAUUGUUAAGCUGUUCUGUUUGUUGGCAGUAAUUUAUUUAAGCCUUUUCACUGCAUGUUUCUGUCAAGCGACAAUGUUUCCGUGAUAUAUUGCAUCUACAAUGUUUCAGUGUAGAUUACAAUAUAUCAAAUAAGUUUCUUGAAGCUA